CUGAAUCAUCUGCCAGUCAUUUUUCAGGGCGUUGCCACUUCUCGGCAGCUGUCAGAUUGUAUCCAAAUGACAAUAACACGGAAUUGCACAGCGAGCUUUUCUGCACAACGAUGUUCGUCUAAAAUAGAGAGUGUGCUGAUAUUCCUCACCUGACCUCUCUGAUCACCCUGUGGCACAUCACAAUGGAGACAACCAACAGCUAUGUGCUGAUCCAUGGGAAGAACAUCUCCCAUAGCACCCUGACAGGGCCUGCUGCAGGACCUCACAUGUCGAUAGACAAGCUCUUCCCAGCUCUCCUGGAGUGCUUUGGCAUCAUACUGUGUGGCUAUAUAGCAGGCAGGGGUGAUAUCAUCACGGAGAGCCAGGCUAAAGGUUUGGGGAACUUUGUAUCCAAGUUUGCUCUUCCAGCACUGCUUUUUAAAAACAUGGUGCUGUUGGACUUUGGAAAUGUCAUAUGGGCAUUUCUGUGGAGUGUCUUGGUUGCUAAGGUGACAGUCUUUGUGCUGGUAUGUGUGCUGACACUGAUGGUGGCCAGUCCAGACAACAGAUACAGCAAGGCUGGUCUGUAUGCUAUCUUUGCUACUCAGAGUAAUGACUUUGCCCUUGGAUACCCUAUAGUUGAUGCUUUGUAUCGAAGUACAUAUCCAGAAUACCUCCAGUACAUAUACCUGGUUGCUCCUGUAUCCCUCAUGCUCCUCAAUCCCAUCGGCUUUGCUCUUUGUGAGGUGCAGAGGUGGAGACAGGCCAGCCAUCCACAGCAUAGUAGUCUUGGCAUCCUGGGAGUUGUUGUCUUACAGGUGUUGAAGAACCCAAUAGUGUUCAUGGUGAUAGUGGGAAUCAUCUCUCACUUUGCGCUGGGCCAGCAGAUCCCUGCUGUGUUGUCAGAGUUUAUAGAUGGUCUCGCCAACUCUUUUGGAGGGACAGCGUUGUUCUACCUUGGCCUCACUAUGGUUGGUCAGCUUAGAAAACUAACCAGAGACACUGGAGUUGCCUUGAUACUGCUCAUCACAGCCAAACUAUUGAUAAUGCCGCUGGUCUGUAAAGACAUGGUGGAUAUUCUGGACACUGGAGUGAACAGCACAAGUGCCAAUCACACAAGUUUGUCCAACUUUGCUUUCUUAUAUGGAGUUUUCCCAACAGCCCCCAGUGUGGCCAUCUAUGCUGGACACUAUAACAUGGAGUUAGAAGUGGUAACGUCAGGGAUGGUAAUCAGUACAUUCUUGUCGGCACCAAUCAUGUAUGUGUCCGCCUGGCUAUUAACAAUCCCUUUAAUGGACCCAACCCCCUUGGUUACAGAGCUUGAAAAUGUAAGCUUCAACAUCAGCAUUGUCAGCCUCAUAGCUCUGGUGUGGACCAUAGUAGUGAUGCUGCUCAGCAGGAAAUUUAACAAACUCCCUCACCUAUUUGCGCUAAAUCUAUUCCUGGCCCAGUUCCUAGUGUGUGUUAGUAUGAUCCUGUGGAACUUCUUGGUGAAACAAGAGGACAACCUGCUCGGCAAAAUUCUCACCUUCACUUUGCUCUAUGGGUCUCUUUACAGUACAUACAUUUGGACAGGUUUAAUCCCUCUCUGUCUGGCUCUGACUAACAGAGAUGAUCUGCUGAGACUCCGGCCAGGAGUCUUCAUGAUUUUGGGUUGGGGGGUUCCUUUCCUAAUGGUUGGCGGUCUUCUCAUAUCAGGAGAGAGGACUGAUACGAUAGACUCGGCCUUCUUCUAUGGCAGAGCCCAGAUAAUCAGCACUGCAGUAAUUCUUGCGGUCAGCCUGGUUCUCGGUGCAAUAUCUUUGAUGGGUCUCAGCCAGGGAGACUGGGAGCAGAGCGGCUACCAAGCCCUGAGCAGAGCUACUGUAACAGGUAUCAAUGAUGAGGUGAGGGUCCCUGGUGGCCUGGAGGAUUCACACCAACAGCAUGAGCAGACACAGAUGUCAAAUUCACCUGCCUGUGGCAUCAACUCGGACCUCCACGGUUUCUCUCCUCUCCAGCCUAUACCUGAUAUGAUAGCCAGUACGCAGAGGGACCACACGAACAGCACGGGCCACAUUGGGGCGCUGUGUGAUGGGCAUCAGCAAAAUACUUCCUCCUCUGAGCAGCCGCUGAAUCUUCCACCUCCCGGUCUUCAAACCACAGACGAUAAACAGACUGUGAGACAUGUUCUGCUCUGUCUGCUGCUCAUUGUCAGCCUGCUAGCAAACCUGUCCAGCUGUCUGUGGUGGUUGUUCAACAAAGAUCCAGGAAGGCUCUACCUUGAACUACAGUUCUUCUGUGCUGUGGCUAACUAUGGACAGGGCUUUUUGUCCUUUGGGAUUUUUGGUCUGGACAGACACCUAAUCAUCUUGCCUUUUAAGAAGAGAUUGCUUAGCCUGUGGCAGGGCAGGGACAUUGAUGAUUUGAGUCCCUCAGGUGUACCAGAGGAGGUCAGGCUCACCUGUACUCAGUUUGUCCGCUACCACAAAGACCAGUGUGUACAAGACAUAGUACACACACGCAGGUUUGGAGGAGGACUGGAGGACGAAAAUGAAGUUCUGAGACAUUCCCCAGCCCAUGAACCCCUUUACCUAAACACAAAUUCUAGUGAUCAGGGUCAGCUAAACUAUGACUCACAGGUUCUUAACCGAAACCACAAUCCAGAUAAAUCCAGCAGCCAGUGUUUGCUUCCGAGUCAACCCCACCGAGAGCCCGAGAAUGAAUCGCAAGCACAUAUUUCCAACCCUGAUGCACCAGAAACCUCCCUUGACUAUGAACCCACCAAUUCUCAGCAUGGUAAUGCUCCAAGCCCUCCCCAGUUUCAUCAGUAUCCCCAGUCCCAUAUUGAAAAUGUGUUCCGAGGCAGUGACUUAGUAGAGUGGCUGGUGGAACGAGGCCUCAGCGCUGGACGAGCUGAGGCACAGCUGUAUGGCGCCCGUCUUCAGCGGGGAGGACUGUUGACAGGUCAGCACAGCUUCAAGGAUGAACCCAACUUUCUUUAUCACUUCACACAGCCAAGACAGGAGGAAGAGUAGGAGGGAACAAGAUGAUGAUAACUGAGUGCCAAAGCAGAAGUGCCUUAUGGUGCAGCUUCUUCAAAGGUCACUUAAGAUUAAAUCUGGAUCAUAUGAGACACUCAUUUGCCCACCAGUAUUGGGUUAUUUGUCCUUGUAUAUUCAGGGUGGUUCCCAGUUGAAUAUCAACUUAUUAGCUAAUCGGGAGAGAGGUUGCGUUUACAGUUGAUUUAGAACAGGAGUGGGGAACUCCAGACCUCAAGGGCUGGUGUCCUGCAGGUUUCAGAUGUGUCCUUGAUCCAACACAGCUGACUCAAAUGGCUAAUUUACCUCCUCAACGUGUCUUGAAGUUUUCCAGAGGCCUGGUAAUGAACUAAUCAUUUGAUUCAGGUAUGUUGACCCAGGGUGAUAUCUAAAAGCUGCAGGACAUCGGCCCUCGAGGCCUGGAGUUCCCCAACUCUGUAUUAGAAGAAACUGAAGGAAAUUGAUGGUUGGGGUUUAGGAGAAAUUUAAAAAGGGGGAAACAAUCACUUCCUGCUGUUACUUGACUCCUUUUGGUUCUGGAAAGAGACUUUUGAAAUUUUAUUAUGACUAUUAUAUUCUUAUAUUGUAGUUUCAUCAAUUGUUUUGCUCUCAGUUUUCUCACUGGGAUCACUCUGAGAUGUAAACAGUAUAGAAUCAGUCCCAAUUGUAGCAGGUGCAAGUUUUUAUUUCCUUGAUUGCUUUCUGGAUAUAUUUUUUAAAGAAAUUAACUUAAAUGAUCAUGCUUAAAUAAAUAAUAUUUAAGAUAAGCAUGCACAUGGUGAGAAGACCAGAAAAGAGGUCCGUAAACUGAUGGGACUACUCAAUGACAGCCUGAGCCAUUUCUAUCAAAGAACAAUGUCAUAUUUUCUUUCUGGCGACAUUAAAGCGUCCAGAAUCUGCCUGUUAGUUCAGUAUCAUUUUGCACGCUGUGUUUUUUAAAAGCUCCAGUCUAUGCUGACCACUUGCAUGACUCAGCAGUAUGGACUUGAGCUGUUUGCACUGACUGAAUAAACACAUUCUUCACUUUUUUUUAAAUUAUGCAACUCACUGGAUAGCUGUCUCUUGGUGGUGCUGCAGAGGAAGUUUGUUUUCUUUGCAACUGUAAUUGUGUUGCAGCUGUUUAGUUUUAAAUAUUUGUUCAGGACUGAUUUUAAAUUCACUCAUCCAUGGUGGAGCACCACCUCAUAUGGGCUUAAUUUGAGAAUUCAGCCAAAAUUCCUCUCAUGUUCUUUGAUUUUGAGCCCAACCUACACAACGGAAGACAAAAGCACGUACAGUAGUUAUUGGGAUGACAAAUCUGUCCAUUUGAAUGAAAGACAGGUAAAGCCAGAGGGCUCACGUUGUCACAGUUACAGUCCUGUUUUUGUUUCAAAUGGCUUAUCUUUCUUUACAAACGACUGCUAAACUGUUUACACCUGUAAUAAAGUUCCACUACUCUGUCCAUUUAAAAAAAACAAACAAACAAACAAAAAAAUCCUGUUCAAAAUGUGUCGAGUCUACGGUAGCAAAGUCUGCGGUCACUGUAGACGGUUACGUCUUUUCAUUGGCCCGGAGUCUACGGUGAACAUAGACACUCUACACUCUGGCCCAAUAGGAGCGCUGAAUCCCGCUGUAGACUAGCCAGCAUCUAAUGUAUUACCCCCAUUUUUAGUCUUUUCAGUGGUGACACUAGAAAUUUGUGUUGUAAAUCCAGAUGCCCCUGCAUAUCGUCAGCAGGCCGGGUGAUGUGAUCUUAAGAAAACAAUGAUUAGAAUAAAAUGUGCUUAAGUUUGUUUAGAUGAUAGGGUCCAGCUGUAAAUCAGAGGAAUAAGAAAGGAUUUGUGCAUGUGUGUGCGUGUUUUAGGUUGGUUUAGCUAUAGGCCUGAGUGUGUGUGUGUAAUCUGUAACUGUAAUGUAACAGUGGGGGUCUGCCUGUCAUAAAAGGAAAUAGGAAGCCACAGUUGGGGGAUGCUAGGAAUGUAUGGAACAGAUGGGAAACAGAGAAGUUUGUUAAACUUCUCCCUGAGGUGCAGAGAGGGUACGGCAUACCUCCACACAUCCUGUUUUAUAGAGGCCUGAGCAUUUGUGUCUCUCACACACACACACACACACACACACACACACACACACACACACACAUCAGCUAUGUGUAUCCAUAUAUGGUAAAUUAGGAAAGUUGUGUUGGAUGCUGAAAAUGACCAUUAGGUGUGCGGCCACCAAGUAUAAAUGUAAGGAUCUGCAGGACUGCCCCUCAGAUCUGCCGGUGACAUCGCAUGAUUACAUCACAUGUAAUAUACACUGAUAAUGCUUACUGUCGUGUCAUUGUAAACCAGAGUGUAGUAUUUAUUUUUACUGUAAACCAGUAAAAAAAACCAAAAAAAACCCCAUGGGAUCAUGCUGAAGACCACAGACAGCAGUUCAGGCAUCAGGUGGGAUAAAGUAGCUGGAAACAUCAGCUGAUAAAGAAAAAAGGACAACAGACCGAAUGAAAAACAGAAGUGUCCUUCAUUGCAUAUUUUUAACCAAUCAGAAGUCGGUGAUUGGUCAAAAGUCUAGAGUGAAUGAAGGGGACUUCUGAAAUCGGAGUAAUGACACGUACGAGGGAAACGAUAAACAAAGAUUCUCCAGAUCGUUUACUCUUGCUGUCCUGUGAAGAGCAUUGGCGUGGUGUUAAUUGUUUGCUGUUUUGCGAUCGUCUCGUGCAUGAGAAUAUCACCAGGUAAACUCGCGACAUUUUUAAACAUUUUUUUUGUUUAACAGCAACAAGACUGAUGGUGUUUGAGGUAAUCUCACAAAUGUCACAGAUGUAAUAUUUGGUGUUUAUUUGCUGGUUGCAGUCUACCACACAUCUGUGGGCCAGACUCUACAGUGUCUACAUUCACCGUAGACUCGGGCCAAUGAAAAGACGUAACCGUCUACGGUCACCGUAGACUUUGCGCUACCCGAGACUCGACUUCUCUGGAUAGUGAACACGAUCCCAGUAGUGCUCCAGACCCAGUGUGUUUCCUUUGUGUUUGGAAAUCGCAGAUGUGCAUGUGAAAGUGGUCAAACUGGGAUAUUCAAGGAGUGUCAUCCUCAGGUGACAUUAAAGCAGGCUUGAGCUGAAUUUAAAAAAAAAAAUUAAAUGGUUGUUUGAUGCAAUUUUAUUAUUAUUACUUUUUAAGUGGGCAGAGUUACAAAACUGUGUGGUUGCACUUUCGUAAAUGCCUGUUACUUUGCUGCUGUUUUACACUAUUGCUACUAUGAAGUUUACAGUGUGUUGGCGAAGUUAUAGAAGGUGGAUGGUAAUAUAUGCAUGUUUAAAAAAAAAAUGUCAGGGACACAGAUCAUGUUAAUGUCAAACUAAUGUUUGCUGUGAUUUUUUUGUUGACCUACUAAUGUAUUUGGUCCCCAUGCAUAUAUUUCCAUCUUUUGAUCCUGUGCCAACAAACACCAUACUGGUUCAUGCAAUCAACAUCAGGUCCUUGUGUUUAUGAUGUUUGAUAAAAAUGUGAUUUACCUUUUUUUUAAAGAGUGCCUGCCUCAGUUAACAUGAAGGUGUGUGUGUGUGUGUGUGUGUGUGUGUGUGUGUUUGUGUUUGCAUGAACAAAAAUGUCUGAGUUUCUGUGCGGAGUGUGUAUGCGCGUGUUGCAAAGCACCGAGAUAAAGUAAGACAUUUUAAUGUCGGUCAGCAGGUUCAGUGUAACAGUGGAUGUUUUUAGUGUGUUGCUUUAAGUUAGUCGGGGUCAGUGACUGUAACAGAAGACAAAUAAAAAAUGUUUGCAUCCAAA
This is a messenger RNA of Oreochromis niloticus (Nile tilapia), 6748 nucleotides long. It is a transcript of the gene gpr155b, whose product is annotated as G protein-coupled receptor 155b. Bases 183 to 2996 code for a protein of 937 amino acids. Lineage: Eukaryota; Metazoa; Chordata; Actinopteri; Cichliformes; Cichlidae. The record is from RefSeq and is a predicted model, not a curated record. Gene Ontology annotation, molecular function: G protein-coupled receptor activity. Gene Ontology annotation, biological process: G protein-coupled receptor signaling pathway; intracellular signal transduction; transmembrane transport. The transcript has 20 exons. Gene Ontology annotation, cellular component: membrane.